Molecule: messenger RNA, 1408 nt
Organism: Physella acuta
Lineage: Eukaryota; Metazoa; Mollusca; Gastropoda; Physidae
Source: RefSeq, a predicted model, not a curated record
UGUUGUGCCUUACCACUAACAGACCAACUACCAGCAGUAGAUUCAUAUUCUGAUAACUCAAAAGAUAAAACCUCCAAAGCAGAAGGUCUUAGUGAAAAUGCAACUCUGAAUACUGAACAAGAGAGUAAACCAAUAUCAGAUACAAUGCUUAGCACCACACGUACUUCCCUUAUAUCUAUGGGUGAAGAGGAUCCCACUCUUGUAGAACAAAGCAACAGUGAAAUAUCAGCAGCAGAUGAAGACAAUAAGCCAGAAGAAGUGACAUCACUGGCACCUCAGGUUGUCCAACAGGCCACACUAAAUGGAGCCUGUCAGUGGAACAAUCUGCAGCUAGCCCCACCCCCACCUAUGUACAGGCCAUUUGUCAUCAUGAGGGAAGAGGAAUUAUCAAAGAAAAAAUCCAAACUUUCUAAGGAUAAAAUAGAAGGGCCUGAUGAUAAUGAAGCUGAUUAUAAUAUUGACUAUGAUGAGUCAGAUGACAAAUUCAAAACAGAUAAACAAGUAACCAAUGCUCAGAGUGCUCACUCCUCCCCUGCUCUAGCUGCAUCAGUCAGUAAACAUGAAACCCCUUCAUUAAGUUUAAAUGACAAAAAAAUCUCACAGUUACCAAGUUCAAAUGCACUUGAAAAGGAAGCAUGGCCAGAAGAAAAGAUUGCCCGUGAAGGAGAAUAUGUUAUUAUUGUACAAGAAGUGACCAAUCCACCAUUUUUGGGUAGGAAGUUGCAACCAGCUUAUCUAUUGCUGCAAAUUAGGAAAGAAAAGAAGGUUAUUCCAACUUCCAAAAAACCAAGUGUUGCCAGUGCAAUUGUGGUGAAGGAAUUAGUAGAAGCAGAUAAAAAUUCUAUUGCGCGAACUGUGCCUGGAUCCUUGUCUUCAAACUAUAGUCAGGAGAGCCCUGUGCCCCAGUACAAUUAUAAAAGAAAAUGAUGACAGUGGGACACACAGAAACAUAUUGCUAUGUCUAUGCACCAAACUGUUGUGUAAGAGUGGAACCUGCAAGUAUCCAUGUGAAAGAAGCUUUCUUUUACAUCUAGAUAUGUUACUUAAUUAUUGUGAUAAUUUGUGUAACAUUUUACUUUGAAUAUAUAUAUUUAUUUAAAUUAUAAAUAAUAAGAUUUUUAUACAGUUUUGCUUAAAGGCAGUCAUUUAAAUUCUGUGAUAAAGAAAAAUCAACAAAAAUAAUAUCAGCUUUUGACUACAACCAAAAAGUUGUGUAGUUUUAAACUAAAAAAAAAAUUUAAAAAUUGUAGCAAUAUAAAAAGUUAUUGCUGAAAAUACUGAUGGCGAUAUUCAUGUAAAUAAAUGCUGAGCUUUACUAUUUGGACCUAGGAAAACUUUUUGUACAAUGAACAGAGAACUAAAACACAUCUAUUAUUAAAGAAUGUUAAAAAUAACUUUAAAAAAAAAA